Rattus norvegicus (Norway rat) is the source of this 1515-nucleotide messenger RNA. RefSeq names its product tektin 4 (gene Tekt4). Gene Ontology annotation, biological process: flagellated sperm motility; cilium movement involved in cell motility. The record is from RefSeq and is marked provisional. The coding region runs from base 116 to 1459 and encodes 447 amino acids. The transcript is spliced from 6 exons. Gene Ontology annotation, cellular component: axoneme; sperm midpiece; cytoplasm. NCBI's taxonomy places the organism in Eukaryota, Metazoa, Chordata, Mammalia, Rodentia, Muridae.
CCAGGAGCCUUGCUUGGGACAGAGUGACCAGUACUGCUCCACUGAUCGUGCCUGGACGAUUGCCCAGUGACCCUCUCUUCAUUCCGCCUCCCUGCCCAGCCAGGGAGUAAGCACCAUGGCACAAGCCGAAGUGCUCCUGACCAAGGAGCCAGCCCCGCAGUCAAUUGAUGUCUGUGAGCUACCCCAAAAAAAAUAUGAAGUGGCUUGUAAUACCGGUGCCUAUACAUCCGCCGGUCUGGCCACCGCUGGCUUCCGCACAGCCAAAUACCUCAUGGACGAGUGGUUUCAGAACUCUUAUGCACGCUACCACCAGGCCUUUGCAGACCGGGACUACUCUGAGAGGCAGCGGCAUGAAAGCAAGCAGCUGGCAGCCGAGACUGGGGAACUUGCCUAUCGCACACAACUUGACUCCACACGAAGGGUGGGAGAGCGUCUGGAGGACAUGCAUUGCUGGAAGUCGGAGCUGCAGCGAGAGAUAGACGAGCUGUCUUCCGAGACUGAUCAGAUGAUGGCCCAGAAGCUUCGGCUACAACGCGCCUUGGAUGCUUUGUCCGUGCCCUUCUCCAUCGCUACUGACAACCUACAGUGCCGAGAACGCCGCCAGCACCCAGACCUUGUCCGGGACUAUGUGGAGGUGGAGCUGCUGAAGGAAACUGAACUCAUCAGGAACAUCCAGGAACUCCUGAAGAGGACGAUGGGACAAGCUGUGGGCCAGAUACGGCUGAACCGGGAACAUAAGGAGAACUGUGAGAUAAACUGGUCAGACAAAGUAGAAGUCUACAACAUUGACGAUACCUGCGCCCGCUACACCAAUGAGAGCACCCAGGUGCAGUUUUAUCCGCAUUCCAGCAAGUUCGAGGAGAGUGCCUCCACGCCUGAGACGUGGGGUAAGUUCACUCAGGACGUCCUGCUUCGAGCCGAGCGCGAACGGCUAGCCUCGGUUAACCUGCGGAAGUUAAUUGACUGCAUCCUGAGGGAUACUGCCGAGGACCUGCGGUUGCAGUGCGACGCAGUAAACCUGGCUUUCUCAAACCGCUGCGAAGAGCUGAACGACGCACGCCAAAAGCUGCAGUACCACCUGCUAAAGAUCCUGAGUGAGAUCACGGACCAGGAACACCAGAUUGCAGCCUUGAAGCAGGCCAUCAAGGACAAGGAGGCCCCUCUGCGUGUGGCCCAAACUCGACUUUACCAGAGGUCACACCGGCCCAAUGUGGAGUUGUGCCGGGACAAUGCCCAGUUCAGGUUGAUGAGCGAGGUGGAGGAGCUGAACAUGUCCCUCAAAGUGCUAAAGGAGAAGCUUCAGGAUGCAGAGCAGGCACUGCGGAACCUGGAGGACUCACGCAUGAGUCUAGAGAAGGACAUCGCAGUCAAGACCAACAGCCUUUUCAUCGACCGCCAGAAGUGUAUGACCCACCGCAACCGCUACCCCUCGGUCCUCCAGCUGGCUGGCUACCAGUGACUGGGGCUGGCACCCGGCCUCACUGUCUCGUUCAAAUAAAGAGCGCUUUAGUUUUC